AUGGGCGUUCAGCGGCAGACAGUUAGCGCCGAGCCGACAGUUCCGGCCGUUGGAACUAAACCAUGUACAAUCAAAGAAAGAUUGAUGCAAAUUACGCAAACAAAUGGAGAAUCCAAAAUAGCGUUGAGCCUGCUUUCAUUGGCGAGCGUCAUGAUUACUGUGGACAUGAUAGGAUCCUUGAUGUCUCCCUACUGGCGCCAAACUAUACUUUCAGGACUCCAAGGUUUCGCCGUCACCUUCGGUAUAUUCGGCAUCUUACCCUUAUAUUUGCUGAAACGUCGUGAAAGACACGCGGCACGCUGA
Molecule: messenger RNA, 303 nt
Organism: Gregarina niphandrodes
Lineage: Eukaryota; Apicomplexa; Conoidasida; Eugregarinorida; Gregarinidae
Product: putative transmembrane protein
Exons: 1
Coding region: 1-303 (100 amino acids)
Source: RefSeq, a predicted model, not a curated record